AUGUCUCAAACACGAGAAGGAGAAGCUUCGAGAACAACGAUAUCAGAACUGGCACUGGACCAAGACAUAGGAGAGUUGGUAGAAACGAUAGUAGGAAUGGAUCCAAACCAAGACAUCUCCAUCUCACCUAAUUGGUCAUUUGAAAGAAGAGCUGAACCUCGCGGCGAUGCAACGAGAAGACCACCUCCUAGCGUAGCAUCCUCAGCAGUCGCCAUAUCUUCCGAUACCCUUGAGCGUCUUCGCGAGGCCGCCCAAGAUUAUGGCCAUCUCAACCCAUUCUUUCGAGAGGCCGAUGAAACUUUCGCCGAUGAGAUGACCGCAGCUUAUGGUGCGUCAGCAACUCCGAUACCUCUGUUGGUCCCUCUUGGUGAUGGCUUUCAUAUACCAUUCUACGCAGUGCUUCUCAGCAGUGGGUAUACGAGUCAGAGAUGUUGGGAAGUCUACCACAGAGGACUCUUGACUAUCAUGCAAAGAGUCGCUAGAGAGAUGGGUGUGUCCAAUACACUGCCUGUCAUGUAUUUGAGAGAAACGCUCUACGACAAUCAUGUUUUUGAUGGUAUAGGAGAGUAUAUGAGGGAGAGGGAGAUGGCCUCUGCUUCUGUUCCACAAGGAGAGUGGCCCCAGGAUUUUUCGUCCAUUUUCGACACCUACACUUGA
Aureobasidium melanogenum CBS 110374 is the source of this 657-nucleotide messenger RNA. RefSeq lists its product as uncharacterized. The transcript has a single exon. The record is from RefSeq and is a predicted model, not a curated record. Lineage: Eukaryota; Fungi; Ascomycota; Dothideomycetes; Dothideales; Saccotheciaceae. Bases 1 to 657 code for a protein of 218 amino acids.